Messenger RNA from Hyla sarda, 2414 nucleotides. It is a transcript of the gene RIOK3, whose product is annotated as RIO kinase 3. The record is from RefSeq and is a predicted model, not a curated record. Gene Ontology annotation, molecular function: ATP binding; protein serine/threonine kinase activity. The transcript has 13 exons. Gene Ontology annotation, cellular component: preribosome, small subunit precursor; cytosol. The coding region runs from base 229 to 1755 and encodes 508 amino acids. Gene Ontology annotation, biological process: maturation of SSU-rRNA; protein phosphorylation. Lineage: Eukaryota; Metazoa; Chordata; Amphibia; Anura; Hylidae.
CACUGCGCUUCUUGGUAAGACCCCGGUUGUCGAGGCGAGGCCGAUCCCAUUUGAGCUGACACUUGUGCUGUUCCUUGUCUGAACCGACCGGUCCCGGUAUAGAGCGAUCCGUGUUCUCUGUCACAUUACAUCAGGUCACAUUCACUUCCAGCACCGUCCAUUGUGAUUCACUGUCAUAUACUGUACAGCCUUCUCCUGAGCAGCACCAGCCCAAGCCUGAAUGAGAAGAUGGAACAAGUGGGGAUCAUAACACCCGAAGUCCGGCCGAGCCCAUGGGGUUUACCUACAAAACCUGUCCAGCAGUGCUCACUGGCCGACGUCAUGAGUGAGGAACUCGCCAGAGAACUUCAGCUGGAAGAGCAGAGCCAUGUGUUCCCCCCGGAAGUUGUAUCUGAGGAUGGGCCUUUCCUGACUUCUGAGAACAUUGAUACGUCCAGUGAUGAAGUGUUGGCUCAGAUGCUGCAGAUGCAGUUUGAUAAGGAAUUUGAUGCUCAGCUGAUAAGAGAAGAGAAGAAGUUUAAUGGUGACAGUAAAGUUUCAAUAUCUUUCGAGAACUACCGAAAGGUGCACCCAUGUGAAGACAGUGACAGCUCAGAAGAUGAAGUGGAUUGGCAGGACACCCGUCAUGACCCAUACAAAGCUGUUAAGCCCACCACAACACCAAAGAAAGGAUUCAUAGGAAAAGGGAAGGACAUAACAACAAAACAUGAUGAAGUGGUUUGUGGCAGGAAGAACACUGCUCGCAUGGAAAAUUUUGCACCAGAGUUUCAGGUCGGUGAUGGAAUUGGAAUGGACUUAAAACUCUCCAACCAGGUUUUUAAUGCAUUGAAGCAACACUCCAUAUCUGAGCAGCGCAAGAGUGCCAGACUACACGACAAGAAGGAAGUCUCCACUACUGAGAAAGCAGUGGACCCCAAGACCAGGCUGCUGUUAUACAAGAUGGUGAAUGCUGGGGUUCUGGAAACUAUUAAUGGCUGUGUGAGCACUGGAAAAGAGUCCGUUGUUUUUCAUGCAAAUGGAGGAAGUAUGGAAGAUCAAGAAUUGCCUUCUGAAUGUGCCCUCAAGGUGUUUAAGACCACUUUAAAUGAGUUUAAGAAUAGGGAUAAAUAUAUAAAGGAUGACUACAGGUUCAAGGAUCGCUUCAGCAAGCUCAAUCCACGUAAAAUCAUUCGCAUGUGGGCAGAAAAAGAAAAGCAUAACUUGAAGAGAAUGGCAAAGGCUGGAAUUCCUUGCCCUGAAGUUGUCAUGUUAAAGAAGCAUGUUCUGGUUAUGUCCUUUAUUGGAAAGGAUCAGAUGCCUGCUCCUACACUAAAAGAAGCAAAGCUUAGUUUGGAGGACUCCAAAGCUGCCUAUUACCAAGUUCUUGCAAUGAUGAAGCUGCUCUACGACAAGUGCAACCUUGUACAUGCCGAUCUGAGUGAAUAUAACAUGUUGUGGCAUGAAGGAAAGGUGUGGCUUAUCGAUGUGAGUCAGUCUGUGGAGCCCACUCACCCCCAUGGGUUGGAGUUUCUAUACAGAGACUGUAGGAAUGUUUCCCAGUUCUUCCAGAAAUGUGGUGUUUCAGAGACUCCCAAUGAACGAGAGCUUUUCAAUAUAGUGUCUGGGCUAAAUAUUGCAUCCGACAAUCAGGUGGACUUCAUGGCAGAGAUUGAAGUUCUUGAGAAGGCGAAUGAAGACCAUGUCCAAAAUCAUGGAAAGAAGAUUUCAAUGUUCCAGAAGGAUGAUGAUGGCCCUCCACGAAUCUUUGAUGAAUAACCCCAAUGCUACAUAUGCUCUAAAUAAAAGCAACCAAAAAAGUAAAGCAAAAAUAGCCGGCUGUGUUCCUACAGCACUAAUGCAGCGGUUAUCAUCCCUGCUCAAUGCAGGUUGGAAGGGCCGAACCAGAUCUCUGGGCACCCUAAAGAACAAACCUCCUGAAAAUGUUUUUUAACUUGUGGCUUGAACACAAAGUGAGACUGAGAUGGCACAAACAGCAGAAAGUGCUGGGUGUGUGUUUUUAAAGUUUAGAUAAAAUGCUUGGCUCCUAUACUUCUUAUUGUGGUGCUGUUUGAUGUAGAAGUAAAUGGAUCAAUAGAGUGCUUUGCAUUUAGGGUGGCUCACAAAGGCAUCUUCAUCUUUUUAUCGACAACAGGUCUUGCAAAUUGAAAUGAGUGACUUUAAGUAAAACAGUCUUGUACUCAUGAUCAGACAUGGACUAUAUGUCCACCAGAUAGCAUAAAAACAUAUUUAGCUACAUUAACUGCAUUUAUUAUGUUGCCUGUAAUGGGUAGGAGCAGGUGGUGUUCUAUGUUUUCAUAAAUUGCUUAUUACAUUAUGCUUAACUAGGAUCUCAUAGCAUUGAGUAAAUGUGUGGAGUAAUUUCUGUAAGACGCCUGUAAUGUCAUGAUUGAUAAAUAAAAACCAUAUAGACUGUA